Messenger RNA from Pterocles gutturalis (yellow-throated sandgrouse), 3038 nucleotides. It is a transcript of the gene MKI67, whose product is annotated as marker of proliferation Ki-67. The record is from RefSeq and is a predicted model, not a curated record. Gene Ontology annotation, biological process: regulation of chromosome segregation; regulation of mitotic nuclear division. The annotation marks the transcript as partial. The transcript has 11 exons. Gene Ontology annotation, cellular component: chromosome; nucleus. Lineage: Eukaryota; Metazoa; Chordata; Aves; Pterocliformes; Pteroclidae. Gene Ontology annotation, molecular function: protein binding.
AUGCCGCUCUUUGGGAAAAUUGUUGUAAUUAAACGGAAUGGGACUGAUGGAAUUAGUUUUCCACUCACUGCAAGUUCUUGUUUAUUUGGAAGGACAAGAGAAUGUGAUAUUCGCAUCCAGUUGCCUCAGGUCUCAAAAGAACAUUGUAAAAUUGAAGUAAAUGAAAACAAGGAGGCAAUAUUGACUAAUUUAAGUACAGUAAAUCCUACGCAGCUGAAUGGUGAUUGUUUCCAGCAGCCUGCACCUCUGAAGCAUGGAGAUGUGUUAACUAUUAUUGAUCGUUCUUUCAGAUUUGAAUAUCCUCUCCAAUCAACUCCAGCAAAGAGGCGUUCUAGAUCUCAGAAAGAUGAAACGCUGCAGGUUCUUCAUGUUCAGCAGCAGGUGGCAGAAGUGGAAUUAUUACGCAAACAAACUUCAGGAUUUAAAAGUCCUCAUGCUUCAGAUAAUGCUGAGUGUGAAGAAAAACAUGCCAAUGAAAAUAAACAAAAUACAGAAGGAAAUGUUUCCAAAGCUUUACCUGUCAGACUACAAACACCCAAAUCUUCACACAGAAUAUAUCAAUCCAGUAAAAAGGAAAAUGAAAUGUCUCCCUUUAGUAAACUCUAUGAAAAAAUGAAAGAAGAGAUUAAAGCGAAAAAACCUCUGCCUGAAGGAAAUGCAUCUCAAAAAGUUGCAAAAGAAAAUGCUAAGAGUGUUCUGCCAGAACCAAGUGCUCGACUUUCAUCAAGAAGUGCUACCAAAAGGCGUUUUACCAGAAGUCCUCGAGCUUCUGUUUCCCAGGAGAUGUCAAGAGAUCCUGGUAAAAGCAGUCACUUACAGGAUCAUACGGAACCAAGUACAGCAGGCAAAUCUAAAGGUACUGAAGUUACACCCAAACCCAGUAAGGAGAAGGAUGGAAAUGAAGCAUUUUCACUGGAGCCGUGCACUGUAGAAUGCUUGGGUUCUGCAAACAAAAAGAGAAUAUACAGCUCAAUAGGAGCAGAUAAACUAGUGCAAAAACCUAACUCAACAAAUGUUUCUGAAGUAGAUAAAUAUAUUCUGUCGAUACCAACAGCCAGAAGGAAGAGUCCUCGGUCUCAUUUCGUAUCGCCUACCAAAGAAACUAGUGGAGUGAAUCCUGUAAAUACUGAUACUCCAAGUCGACCACGUGUGUCCUUGAAACGUAGGUCUCUCUCAGCAAUUUCAGCUGAAACUCAAGGGGAAGAUUCAGUUUGCAGAAAUGAUAGCCUCAAACAACUGCCUUUGGCUGAAAAUAAAUGCUUAAAACAAAGACGAAAUAGUAAACAACGUACGCCAGAAAAACCCAUAAAAGAAGUAGUGCUGGAAGAAAUCUGCGAUCAGGCAAACUUUGUUAGCUCAAAAGAGGGACAUUCUGAACCUCCUGCCUCUUCUUCUAAUUCCAAGAGUCCCAGAAGAAAUAGCAGGCAAAGCAAAGAAUUCUCAAACAGAAGCCUCCGUUCAGAGGCACUGACUGCAGGAGAGUUAUCAUCAGAACUGACAUCUCCUGCUAGGCAGAAAUCUGGCUCUGGAAGGAAGAGGGGUACGCCAAGGACCUGUGUACUGCUAACUGAAAACACGGUGGAGACAAACGCUGUUCAAGAACAUCACGAUACAACUGCAGACGGAAGAGACAGUGGAGCUAGAGAAGAGCUGGCCACAAAGGGGUAUCAUCAGAAACAAGAUUUGGAAGAUGCCAGUGUUAUAAAACCUCGUAGAUUGUUGUCAAAGAGGUCUUCUGGAAAUGCUACUGUACUGGAAGACAAGGAGGCUGUCUCAGAAAUUGAUAUUUCUGGCCUGUUGGCUGGAGAAGAAUCAGGCAAGACAAGAAGGAUAUCUCAGAAGAGGAAAAGUGGUGACUCAUUACUUCAGCCUGUAGGAAAAAGGAAGAGAGUGUCUUUUGGUGGUCAUCUGAGUCCAGAACUUUUUGAUAAAAGUUUGCCUCCCAACUCGCCCCUGAAAAGAGGUGCGAUUCCUGUGAGACAGAGCGCACUGUUUGGAAACUCCCCACGUGCGGUUCUGAAGAAGGCUCAGGGACCGAAGCACUUUGCAGUCCAGGACCUUUCUGAACAUUUGCAGAAAGAAAAAAUGUCACCAAAAAAUUUGCCAACCCAGAAGUCCCCAGCUGCCUCAUCCCCUGCCUCUGUUUCUCACAUCACGACACCAUCGCCAGUUGCAGAAGAGCAGGAUGCUCUUGCAGAAGACAUGAAUAAAAAAGAGAAAAGUCGUGUUCGAGUGCGAACACCUAAAUCUUCUCCCGUUAACCAAGAUGAUAAAACCUUAACGGCCACACCGGACAAAUUAACAAGAAGUGCACAACUUGCUUUGAAGGCCACUCCCAUAAAGUGGAGAAGCGGAGCUGUAGCAGUUAUCAAUGCAAAAAGAAGAAGUGGUGCCUCCAGUGCCAAUUUGCUAGGAAUGACUGCAAUGUUUCAAACUCCAGAAAAUAAGAGUGGAAAAAUGUUGCCUUUGGCCACUGUUGAGAAGACUGAUUCUACACCAACAUAUGCUGCAGCGGAAAUUUCUGACUUGCACACUCCGGAAGAAUCUGGAGAGAUGUUUGUGUCACCUUUAAAUAGUUCAGAUGCUUCAGAACAGAAACAGGAUAGUCCAGGAAUUUGUCACUUUCUGAGAGAGGAGUCUCUGAAGUCUGUGUUUGAUGCAAUAUCCACAAAAACUCCUGAAAAAAUAAAAGAAGCUAUGCUGGAAGAAAAUAUUAGUGUGGAUAAUUUGUCAACAAUUCCAGAAAAACAAGGAUCUCUGGUGAAAUCAGGACGUAAAAGGAGGACUACAAAGCAGACGUUGGAGCCAGUGGAGGUUGUGUCAGGCAACAAGCAACUUUUAAGGACCCCAAAGCAAAGGUCAGAACCAGUAGAGGCCUUGGUGGGCAUCAAGGAGCUCAUGAAGACCCCAAAGCAGAAGUCUGAGCCUGUAGAGGCCUUGUCAGGAAUUAAGUAUCUCCUGAGGACACCAAAGCAGAAGUCGGAGUCUAUAGAGGCCUUGUCAAGCAUUAAGCAUCUCCUGAGGACACCAAAGCAAAA